This is a messenger RNA of Hydractinia symbiolongicarpus, 4513 nucleotides long. RefSeq names its product cholecystokinin receptor type A-like. Gene Ontology annotation, cellular component: membrane. The coding region runs from base 2666 to 3925 and encodes 419 amino acids. The transcript is spliced from 2 exons. Gene Ontology annotation, molecular function: G protein-coupled receptor activity. Lineage: Eukaryota; Metazoa; Cnidaria; Hydrozoa; Anthoathecata; Hydractiniidae. The record is from RefSeq and is a predicted model, not a curated record. Gene Ontology annotation, biological process: G protein-coupled receptor signaling pathway.
UAGAAAGGGGACACUUACUGAAAGGGGUUAUUGGAGGGACUCUUAAAUAAAACUAUAAGGACGCGUAGUGGAGAAUGAAAUAAUAAUAUAAAUAACGGUAGGAUAAGAAGGUGAUACAAACUUGGAAAAUAUUUUGACAAAUCUCUAAAAAGGCGUAUUUUAUUGGCCAAAGCCCGUGUCAUGCUAAACCACUAUCAACUUUGCUACAACAGGGACAACUUCCGCGGAUUUUCCACGAGCUUACGGCUAUUAUAUUUAUAUUAUAUACAACAGCGAAAAAAUGAAAUAUGACUCCCCUUCAACAUUAUAUACCAAUAUUUGGUUACAGCUAAUAUUAGCUAACUUGCAGCAAGUACGCAAAUUUACUCGUGAUUAUCAUCUUGCCACAGGAGUGAGUGAGAGAGAGAAUAACAAGCGUGGCAAAGGUAGGAACGUGAUGGAAGCUCAGUGUCUCCUCGAGUUGACGGGCUCUUUAUUCGCAGAAGUUUUUAAACAUUCUUGAGCUCCAGAGCUCUUUGUGAUAAACCUUGUUUUGUCUUGAAGAGGUCUGGAGACGAGAUAAUUUUUAAGGUUUUUCUUUGUUAAUUUGAAGCCUUGUUGGAUUUUAACUAGUAAGGAUAAAUAUGUUGUUGUUUUCCAACUCAUAUAAGUUUUUGCUAGCUUAUUUUUUUAUUUCAUUUUCAUUAUUUAUAUUUAUUGUUCAUCAUUAAUUCGUUUGCUUUAAAAAAUAAUUUAUUUUCACUCACACUCACGAGAAAUUACCCAAAAUGUGAGUACAAACUUUAAUUAUAUCCAGUUUUCUUCGACAAACCAUUUUUAAUUUUCUUUUUCAUUUUAUGUUUAUUUUUACGUUUAUUUUCAUUUUAUAUUAUUUGAUUUUAAUUUUAUUAUAAACUUUUUACUUUUAUCAUUUGUUUAUUUAUUCUCUCCAUGGAAACUUUUAAAAAACAAAUCUAUACUAAGAUCCUUAAAUUCUUCACACCGAUGCUGUCAUUUGGUCUUUAGCUCUAUUUUUUUCCAGGAAUCUUUCUUCCAUUCUGUCAGGUAAAAAGAAACAGAAGAGCUUGGAAACAAGCUUGCAUAUCUACUUGAAAAAAGUUAACUAAUGUUGCAAAAAAUAAUUUUGCUAGGUCAUCAAGACACUCAAACAUCCUUUGAUAAUCAAAGCAUGUUUGUUUGUUUGUUUGUUUAUUUUGUCAGUUUGUUUUCCUUUUCUUUCUACUAACUAUGUUCUUGUUACAUGAAUUGUAAAGUUUUUUAGCAUGCUUGAAUUUUAAGGGGAAAUACAUAAUUAUAUAUCUCGUCUCCAGGUCAUUUUGCCUUUUUGAGUAUUUUGGUAGCAAACGGCUCAGGAGCCAAGAGACCCUGGGGACGAGUACGGUUUUUUCUGAAAAAAUUAUCGUCAUAAGAAAUAUGAUUUUAAAAAAAAUAAGAAGCAACUUAUUUAAACUACGAUCUUGAUUAUGUAAAAAUAAAUUUCUUCGUAUGUGAACAGCGCGAAGUGUGCAGUGCUGACACGCCAUUUCAAAAGUUGCGUAGCCAUUUUUAAUUUUCCUGCAAUUAAAGCAAGUUAGACUUUGACUUCACGUUCCUCGUAGCGAAGCUUACAGAAAGUGCUAAAAUGGAGAGGCUCUUUUAAGGGAUUUGAGAUGUAUAUACCUUGAGUACCUUGAGAUAUAUUUUUACAUAUCAGCUUGUAUUAAGCCUUGAUUUUUACUAAUGCCAAUCUCAAGUUGUUUUGGAAAUUCGCGAAUUACAGCACGACAUGUUAGGAUUUAAUACAGGUGCUUAAAUGUAAACAAAGACGUGCUAAGAUGGGUAAUAAAUGUCUCAAAAGAACCUCUUUUUUUCUGUACUUCUUGUAGGUUCUGUUCCCGACAACGGAGGGUUCAAAGUCCAGCUUGUACCACUUGGCGGUAAAAUUAAUUAUGGCUGCGGUAAUUCCGAAAAGGCGCGUUGUACUUGUAAUAAAUUAAAUUAACGUAACGGUAAUACGUUCAGUGAUGCAAAAAACUAAAUAAGGGAAAUUCCAUUCCUUGUAUUCAAACCGUCCCAGGUAACGUUAAGGUAGCAUUUCGUUGAGCAAGGAGGCAAGGGGUUCCCAAAUCAUAUACAGAAAAAUCCAGUGUUUUCAGGUUUAAGCACAGCUAUUAAAGCCAUCAGAGGGUAACAUCUUUUAUCGCUUUACUUAGAAUAACAGUCACGCGUUUAUGCCAUACAUUUCCCUUUUUUAAUCAGGAUCCUAUUUUGGCUGUAAGAAAGUGUAAGGAAGUGCGAUAAAUUAAAAAAUUUUGGAAACAAGUUUGUUUCCAGCUCUCCUAGUAAUCAUAUGCUAUCUAAAUUGAUACCAGGUGAAAAAGACUGGGAAUAAAUUGUUACUUGAACGGUCUUUUAUUCCCGCCAUGUGUUUAAUUAAUUUUACUAAUAUAACACUUUUUUUAGAAAAUUAGCGCUAAUGCGCUUUCAGAUCACAAAAAAAUGAUAAAAUGCACUGUGGUGGAGAGCCUUGUUAAUUUGUAACAGUUUACAAUUUUCAUUUUAAUGUAUUCACUUACUUAUUGCAGUCGUGUACGCAGGAGAUUGGGUUCAUCGACGCUGUCGUGAAAAAGAAAUAAAAAGUACCGAAAAAUACAAAAAAAAUUGUGAUGUAAAGAAAUAGAUUAAGAUGGCCGUCAAAACUUACUUGAUUACUGGAGUGUGUAUUUUAUCCGUUAUUGUUGGAUUGACUGGAAAUUUUAUCAUUAUUGUGGUUCGAAUAUAUAAACAAUACAAAAGACGCAACACAACUGCUUAUGCUUUUCUUAUUUCUCAGUUAGCAGCAGCUGACUUCUUAUUCGCCUUUACUCUGAUCUUCGAUAUACAUUCUUUCUUAAACCAAAACAUGUGGCUGUUUGGGUCAGGAACUUGUAAAUUUAUUAAAACAUUACAAUCGACGAGCUUGUCAACAACUGUAGGAUUGUUAACCGCAAUGGCUUAUGAAAGAUACUGUGGUAUAUCUAAACCACUGAAGCAUAGGUGGUCAAUAAAGCGUACAGCUAUAAUCGUUGCUGUAAUUUGGUUUUAUAUAUUCCUUACAUUAAUACCGUUUAUGAAAGCACUCGAUGUACAGGAAGGGAAAUGUUACGAAGUCCACCACUCCUCUGAAAAUUUUCGAAAAGCUUACACAAUGUUUAUGUUUAUAACGAAUUUUGUGAUUCCGUUAAUUUCCAUUGUUAUAUUUCACACCCUGAUGGUCAUAGCUAUGAAAAAACACAAACAAAGUAUUGGAAACUCGCGACAGCGAAGUUCGUACCGAGAGAGUUUUGCUCCGAAAGCCGAAAAAUCUGACGGAACUGAAGACAACCUUAGUGUCAUCGUUGAACUUAAUCGAGAUCAAUCGUGUUGUCGUCAUUACUUGCAUAAACUUCUGAAGGAAAAAAGAAAAGAAAAAAUCUUACAAGAUAAAACAUCCAUGUUGCAUGGCUCUAAAUUUUCUAGAAAAAGUUCACGAAGAAGAAAUGCUUCUGCACAACGCAAGAAUGAUCAUAAACUUGUUAAAAUGCUAGUAGCAGUGACUUUAUGUUUUGUUGUUAUGACCCUUCCUACACAAAUUUUUUAUAUUUGGUAUGACUUCAGCGGAGAAGAGGCUUCAAGCGCUGCGAUGAAAAUACUUGAAGUGUUCGCCAGUUUGGUUUACAUGCACUGCUGGGUAAAUUGUAUUAUAUAUAGCGCAAUGGAUAAAAGAUUUCGCACUGACGUUAAAAAUAUGUUUCGAUUCAUCUUUAAACUACAGAAGCCAAGGAGAAAAUGGACUCCAAGUGGGAAGAAAGCGUUAUUGGUACUUAGCCGGUUUUCUACAAAGAAAUCUACAAGUUCAUCCAGGAGUACGGUUACUGAAAUAGUACAUGCUGAAGAUGUGGUGUGCGAAAUUCAAACUACGGUUUAACGUAUGGAGCGGGAAAUUUGUGGUUGCUUAUGACAGGAACAAGCCAUCUAAGCAGUUUAACAAAUACAAAUAUUCAAGUGGUUAGGAAUGUCCCUGUCAUGGUUUUCUUGUGAAUGCUAUCUGCUUUGAAUUUAUCUGUAAUUUGGUUGCUUGUUUACUUUCCCUUGUCUCUGUUAAUUUUAAAAAGUUAGAAACAACAGCUGCCUUCCUGCGUUUUGUUGUUAUGUAUUUCAAUAAAGUUGUUACGUGUUGCAGUAAUAAUAGUCUGAUGAAACUAAGCUAACCUUAAACUUAAAGUCCUUUUUAGUCGUAGUUCUUUCUCACAUUUUCGGACACUAAUAUUUCUCACAAAGAAUCUUGGAAGCAUCUUUGUUGAAAAAAUGUUUCUUUAAUAUUUUCAGGCAUUGUACCUGCUGCUCUGUGAUAAUGACUCGUGGAGCCAAAGAACCCUGGUGACGAAGAAAAUUGUAUAGAUAUAUAUAUUUUGCUUCUUUUUCUUUGUAAAUAUGAAAUAGUAGAUAAAAUAAAAUAUUAGAAUGAAAUAAUAGAGAGAAAUAAUAUGACAAUAAAUAUAGUACACAUAUCAAA